Messenger RNA from Staurois parvus, 2677 nucleotides. Lineage: Eukaryota; Metazoa; Chordata; Amphibia; Anura; Ranidae. The record is from the annotation of a GenBank genome assembly.
GCUGUGAAAAAAGCAACGAUUCCUAGCACACUGGUGUCUACACAUUCUGAAUCAAAACCUUCACGUUCUACAGUAACAAACACCGUUAUUAAUGAUGCACCAAAACCAAUAGAAGAUAGAAUCACAAAUGUUGUACCUUCCAAGCUAAAGGAGAAGAAUGAACCACCUGCUCAAAUAGAAAAGUGUACCCCACAGAGAGUAGAGAGGCCAACAUCAAAAAUAUUCACCACUUUCCCAGCAACCCCUAGGGAAGAGAUUAGUAGAACACCUGUAGUGCAAAAGGAAAAGACGGUAACACCAGGUGGUCCAGGAGUUAAGUCCUUCCUGGAGCGAUUUGGAGAGAAGUGUCAAGAACGCACACCUGUAAGUGCAGCACCUGUAAACACUGCACUGAAGUCUGCUGUGGUGACACCAACAACAAAAAGUAUCCAGGAAAGGCUUUUCAAGCAGAGUGAUGUAUCCAGUACUGCUAGCUUAGCACAGCAGCAGAAAAAGGAACGUGAAAAGGAACUUGCAGCCAUUCGUUCCCGAUUUGAGAAAGGAAGUGUGUGGACUGCAGACAAGGAAGACACAGCUAAAGCCAAGCAUCAAGAGACUCAACGGGAAAUUCAAGCUCAUCCAGUGACUUCUAGCAAGCCACCAAAGCCAAAUGUAAUCUCCCAUCCAGCUGCUGAGAGAGUGCCUGUCUCUCCAGAGAAGGGUACAGCACGUGACACCCAAAAAAAGAUAGCUGAGCAUAUAAAAAGUCCUGAGAAAUCUGUGCAACCGUCUUUAGUGCCAUUGGAGAAGCCAGGAUUCAGUAACAAAGUAAAGUCUAGUGAGGAUAAAGUGGAAGUGAUUCGAGAGAUUGAGAUGAAUGUAGAUGGAAGCAUUGAUGAGACUAACAGUUCAGAAAUGAUCAACAGCAUAUUUAGUGAUGCUUUUGAAAAUGAAGAUGAAAAUGAAGUACCUACUUCGCUAUUGGAAAGGGUUUCAUAUGAUUCCGAAAGCAAUAAAGGAGGUGACAGUUCUGGUGAGGAAGAUGAUGAUGCACUCAACAUUUCUUCAAUGUCUUUGCUAACUCCGCUAGCAGAGACUGUUGGGGUUGGAAGUCCAGAGGAACUUCUCUCUUUUUCACUGUCACCUUCCAAGGUACAAGUAGAGACUAGUGCAAGUUCUAAUAACCCUAAAUCAGGAAAGUUCCAAAGGACUAGGGUACCUAGAGCAGAAUCAAAGGACAGUUUUAGAUCUAUAGAGGAAAAUCAAAAUCUCUUGUACAGCAUCGAUGCAUACAGAUCACAGAGAUUUAAAGAGUCAGAUCGUCCACCGGUAGUGCAAACGAUUGUGCGCAAAGAAGAUGUGUCUUCCCGAAUGGAGGAUACAAAGAAUGCAUCUCCCCGACAUGUUAAUAUCAAACAGAAACUAAAGGCAGAAGAAAGGAAUGACAGCAGUGUCCUUCAAGGGGAUCUCGGGGCACAAAGUCAACUCUGUAUAUUAAAUAAUGAAAUCAACUUGCAACAAACUGUGAUUCACCAGGCCAGCCAGGCUCUUAAUUGCUGCACAGAUGAGGAGCAUGGUAAAGGAACACAGACGGAAGCAGAGGCAGAACGCUUGCUGCUGUUUGCAACUGAAAAAAAGAUCCGCUUUGCUUUGUGAGAUUAACAAGUUGAAGAGUGAAGGUCCCCAGAAGAGACCACAGCCUUCAGCUCAUGAGAGCACUCCAUCCAGAGGCCUUAUAUCCAUUUCUGAGAUAUUUUUGCCGAUCAAGCCUGAUUUUAUUUGCAGUACAUCUCAGAGACCAGAUGCAGCAAACUAUUACUUCUUUAUAAUCAUUCGAGCAGAUGCAGAAAACAUGGUGGCAACGCCCCUUGCCAGCAUUUCUAGUUCAAUGAAAGGAGAUGCUUUAAUGUUUCCAACCACCUUUACGCUUGAGGAUGUUUCUAAUGAUUUCAACGUUUAUGUUGAUGUGUACAGUUUGGCACAAAGAAAAGAGGGUGCUGCUCUUGAUAAGAGGAAAAAGGCUGUAAAGACUAAGGCAAUCACUCCAAAAAGACUGCUUACUUCUAUCACAAAAAGCAACAUUCAUACACCAGCCUUGGCUAGUCCGGGAGGUCCCAAUGCUGUCCGCACCAGCAACUUUGUCCUUGUUGGAUCUCACAAGCUCUCACUGUCCUCAAUUGGUUGCAACAAAUUUCUCUUGGACAAGGUUCCAUUCUUGUCUCCUUUAGAAGGUCAUGUCUGUCUAAAACUCAAGUGCCAAGUCAAUUCUUUUGCUGAAGAAAAGGGCUUUCUGACUAUGUUUGAAGAUGUAAGUGGCUUUGGAGCUUGGCAUCGGCGUUGGUGCGUUCUCUCAGGUUAUUGCAUUUCUUACUGGACGUAUCCAGAUGAUGAAAGACGAAAGAAUCCUAAUGGCAGAAUAAAUUUGGCAAACUGCACAAGCAGAAAAAUCGAACCAGCCAACCGGGAAUUCUGCGCCCGACCCAAUACAUUUGAGCUGAUAACAGUGCGUCCACAGAGAGAGGGUGACAGAGAAACUUUAGUCAGCCAAUUCCGGGACACGCUGUGUGUUACCAAGAACUGGUUAUCUGCAGACACUAAAGAUGAACGAAAUCUCUGGAUGCACAAGCUUAACCAGGUGCUCGUGGAUCUUCGCAUGUGGCAGCCAGAUGCUUGUUAUAGACCAACUACCAAAGCUUAA